AUGGUUAGUUUGUCUGGUCCAGUGGCCUUGGAGGGACGGGAUUGUUUGAUUGCUUUGGCCACUUGUGCCGAUGAGAAGGAGGGACUAGCCGGAGAACGGGACCAGCGCUGGGCGGGAGUGCUGGGCUUGUGGCACCGCUUCGUGGGACAAGCCAAGCCUGGCCUGCAGUCGCCACCUCCUCUAGAGCCUUACUUGGAGGUGCUGCAGUACGCGGUGCAAGAGUUGAGCAGCAGCAGCCGCCGCCACUUCGUGAGCCGCUGGCCAGAGCUGCGGCAGGCGUUGGCCAGCGCCGGCGUCACCACCCACCUGCACUGGCAGGCGUGCCUCCUGCGCUGCCCAGACGUCGCGCAGGUGGCGGAGAUCGCCGCCUCUGCAACGCUCGCCCACUCCACUGCCUGGAAUGUAGAGUCGGGCCGCGACGUUGCAGCCGUUGCUCUGAUGCUGUCCUACGUGCAGCCUGAGAAGCUAAGGGUGCGGAUGAGUCCGGGGAGGCUGAGGACGUCGCAAUGGGCAGAGGUUGUAGCGCGUCGCGUGGGCGACGUGGUGCUGUACUUGGAGGACGAGGGUGGCGACUGGUACGACCCCAGCGACGACCUCUUGACGCCUCUGCUCAGAAGCAAGAUGAUUCUGGUCCACUUCUUCGGGGGUGUGGGCACCCCGGCUGGAGUGGCAGCCAUAGCCGCAGUGGCGCAGUCAGCGCAGAUCUUCCUCAGGAUGGCCGAGCCUCUGGACCUCAGUGCACUCAGCGGGAAGUACUCUGAACUCAGAGUGUACACGCGCCCUCUCGACACCUUCUCCCAUAAGUGGGCUCUGCCAGCGGCGCCGCUGCCGGAGCUCGUGGUGGAGUCUGCCUACCUGGGGUCUUGCGAGGCCGUCGCUCGGACCGUCACGUCCCUCGUCCCUCCUGGCGGCAGGUUUGGCGAGCUGUGGCUGCGGUACUGCUCGCUGAGCCCCCCGGAGGUGCAGCGUCUGCUGGUCCUUCUUCACGAGCAGCGCGUCCGGACGCGGGAGGAGGGCGACACGCGCGCCGAGGUCGACGGGCCAUGGAUUUACCUCUACAUCAGCGACCAGCUGGCGCCUGUGCCACCUCUUCUGUACGCUGAACCUAUAGCCUGUGGUGACUACCACCUGUGGAACACCCCUGCCUUUUAUCGGAGUCACGGCUCACCCCUAACGUCAUUUGUCAGAGUCGAAGACCGGGACCAGCGGUGGGCGGGAGUGCUAGGCUUGUGGCGCCGCUUCGUGGGACAAGACGAGCCUAACCUGCAGUCGCCACCUCCUCUCGAGCCUUACUUGGAGGUGCUGCAGUACGCGGUGCAGGCGCUGAGCAGCAGCAGCCCCCGCCACUUCGUGAGCCGAUGGCCGGAGCUGCGGCAGGCGCUGGCCAGCGCCGGCGUCACCACCCACCUGCACUAG
Hyalella azteca is the source of this 1416-nucleotide messenger RNA. RefSeq lists its product as uncharacterized. The transcript has 10 exons. NCBI's taxonomy places the organism in Eukaryota, Metazoa, Arthropoda, Malacostraca, Amphipoda, Hyalellidae. Bases 1 to 1416 code for a protein of 471 amino acids. The record is from RefSeq and is a predicted model, not a curated record.